CCCAAGAAGAAGAAGAAGAAGAAGCGAGAUGCUGCCGGCGAGGUGAAGGAAGUGUUGUUGGAUGAAUCGAAGGAGACCAAGUUUGUUGCUUUUACUGGGAAUUCGAGGCGGCUAUCGGGUCAAACAGGGGAAGCUUCGAUGGACGAGGCGGUUGAGCCGGAGGCCAAGAAGCUAAAGAAGCUUGCUGCGGCAGAGGACAAGAAGGCAGAGGUGGAACAGGGGAAGUUUGUUGCGUUUAGUGGGUCUGCGAGGCGGCUGAGCGGUGGAGGAAGAGGUGUUCAUCAGAAAGAAGAUUCGGGUGUCAAGGUAACUGAUGGAGGUAAGAUGGAGAAGAAAGAGGGGAAAGCAGAAAGCUGUGGUGCGAAGAAGGAACCCUGCAAGCCAUUUACAGGAAGGAAGCACACGUUGAUGGAUUGAGUAGUGUCUCGGGUGCUUUUUUUUCCAAUUUUUAGGGAUCAAUUUGUCUGGUAAGAAAUUUUAAAUCUUAUAUGUUGUUUUAAAAUACCUCAAAUGCAUUAACCGGUAUUCGGUAUACCGGUAUUAUUACCGGAUACCGACUAUUCGAUAUCCGGUAUACCGGAUAACAUUCGGUAUCGGUAUUCGGUGGGUACACAAUGUUAUCCGGUAUACCGGAUACCGACUAUUCGGUAUCCGGUAUACCGGAUACCGACCGAUUACCAGCCCUAGUUCUAACCCCCCUUCACGGACGAGUAGCUGACACAACCUCUUGAACAUACUACGACUCAUCCUAAUACUAUUAAUGCAACGAGUAUCAGAUAGAUCAAGUACUCGUCUCAUAUAUCUCAUUCUAUCAUGUUGACGGUCAAAUAUGCUAUCUAAGGGGGUGUUCCGAGGUCUGGAUUUUAUCUUUUUCAUCACUAAUAGCUCAAGAAAUCUAAUCAGCAAAGAUACGUAGACAAGUAACAAGGUUAAAACAAUCCUAAUAGCCUUCACGGUGUUCCGCUUCUGCACUUUAUUAGAUUUUCUUCUCAAUCGAGCCAUAGCCUUAACAUUAAAAGAAGCAUUACAGCAUACAAUCAGGAAACUUUCCAUAGCAAUCCAUCAAGAACUCUCAAUGGAGCCACAACAUUUAUGCCACAAACCAUAACACACAGUUAGCUUUCAAAUUCCAGUUCAAACAAGAAAGUAAUUUCACAUACAAGAAGCAUCUAUCAAUAAGUUACUGAUCUUUACAAACUCAGACAGAAAGGAGCUUUCUUUGUUUGGUUCAGCUUCAAACAAUACAGAUGGAGGCCUUAUAUUCUUAUUAUUGAAGUAGCUUAGAGAAAAGCUUGACUCUGCAGAAUGCUGAAAACCAGGAUUGCUUAAAAAAUCGGACUCCAAGCUUUGGAGUAUCUAUGGUCAACUCAAACUGAAGAAGUAACAUGUGGUUACAAAAUGAAGAUUCCCAAUUCUUCUCCUUUUUUCCUCGCCUUUCUUUCUCUGGGGCAUAUAAGCAAACAGUAGGUACUAUAUAGGCUCAGAGAGACAAAAGAAAAAGAAGGGGACUUGCUCCAUUUGGAGUUCAGAUCGAGAGGAACAGAGAGCUACCCAGUAACCAAAGAGGGAGGGCGGAAGUGGGUUUCCAUGGCGGUAAGGGCGGUGGGGAAAAUGGAAAUGGAAAUGGGGAGUUCAGAUCGAGAGGAACAGAGAGCUACCCAGUAACCAAAGAGGGAGGGGCGGAAGUGGGUUUCCAUGGCGGUAAGGGCGGUGGGGAAAAUGGAAAUGGAAAUGGGGAAAGUGGGUUUCCUCGCCUUUCUCACUCUGGCACAAUUACGUGAAGUGCUGUGGAGGGCGGUGGGGAAAAUGGAAAUGGCGGACAGCAGCUGCAGGAAGGAGGAAUGGUCGAUCUAUGGUAAGGUUUUGGGGGUCUACACUCUACACUACUGGUUGUGGAGUUCAAGGAGGAUAGAGAUAGAGAGAUGGAAUAUUAAAACUUCAAUACACCAACAACAUCACAAAAGAUCGGCCAAGCUUUGAUCUAGGGUUCAUCGGGAAGAAAGACACAGAUGAGAAGCAACGACAGAAAGCAUACCUGAUUGCAGCGACGGAGGAGAAGAUCGAAGAUUACGACAGAGAAGAAGAUCGGAGAUAGCGACGGAGGAGAAGUUUCUCUGUGAGUCGACUUCCUUCGCUUCGUUUUUUCCCCUCGCAAUUUUCCCUCGCAGCUCGCAAACAGAAGCUUCACUCUUUUAUCUGCCAAAAUUUCGGAAAGGAUAAACAGAAGGGCACUGCUGGCAAUAACAAAAUAUGGCAGGGACA
Molecule: messenger RNA, 2262 nt
Organism: Linum trigynum
Lineage: Eukaryota; Viridiplantae; Streptophyta; Magnoliopsida; Malpighiales; Linaceae
Source: the annotation of a GenBank genome assembly